Molecule: messenger RNA, 1038 nt
Organism: Mus pahari (shrew mouse)
Lineage: Eukaryota; Metazoa; Chordata; Mammalia; Rodentia; Muridae
Product: melanoma-associated antigen B4-like
Biological process (GO): negative regulation of transcription by RNA polymerase II
Cellular component (GO): nucleus
Source: RefSeq, a predicted model, not a curated record
AUGCCUAGAGGCAAUAAGAGCAAGAGCCGCUCCAGGGCCAAAAGGCAGCAGAUGAGGGGAGAAAAGCCUAAUCUCAAGGGUGCUCAGCCCACUGUGGAGGAGGAGGGGAAAGCAGCAUCUCCUGCUCUUGUCCAAGGAGAUGCCCCGAGGUCCUCUGAUAGAGGCACUCCUCAGGAGUCCCAGGAGGCUGCAUCCCAUAGCUCUCCUGAGUUAAAUGUGUUCCAUCCAGUCCAUGAUGUUGGUGCUGAGGGUUCCUUUGCAGGUGUGGAUGAGAGACGUACAAAUGUCUCCAUUAUAGCAGAUGCCAUCCAAUCUGCACACAGCGAUCCUCUGACAAGGAAGGCCAGCAAGGUACUUCACUACCUGCUACAGAAGUACCAGAAGGAUGAGCAACCUGUAGAGGCAGAGAUGCUGAAGCUAAUCGGCAGGAAGUACAAGGUUCACUUCCCCUGGAUCCUGGAGAAAGCCACCUAUCAGCUAGAACUCGUCUAUGGUCUGGAGUUGAAGGCUGAUGACCCUGCCACUCACUCCUAUGUCCUUGUUAGCAAGUUACCCAUCCUCCCUGGGACAAAUGUGGGUGGCAGGAGAGAAUUGCCUAAGACAGGUCUCAUCCUGACCCUCCUGGGUAUGAUCUUCAUGAAGGGCAACCGUGCCACUGAGGAAGAAGUCUGGCAGUUCCUCCACAUGCAGGGGAUAUAUCCUGGGAGGAGGCACUUAAUCUUGGGGGAUCCCCGGAAUUUCAUCACCAAAGAGUUAGUUGGCAAAUUACCAACUAAUUGGUACCUCCAGGUUCCUGGCAGUGAUCCCCCAACCUAUGAGUUCCUAUGGGGUCCCAGAGCCCAUGAAGAAUCUACUUCCAGGAAAGUUAUGGAUAUUUUAGCUAAAAUCAAGAGUGCCAUUCCUAGUUGCUAUCCUCAACAGUAUGAGGAGGCUCUCAGUAAUCAGGCUGAGAGAGCUGCAAGGAGAGAUGAGGCUGGUAGUUUUCAUGCUGCCAGGAUUUCCUCCCAUGCCCAACCUAGCAGCUCCUCCCACAUUUAG